AUGUUGGCAGUGCUUUUGUGGGCUUCGUUAGCAUCGACCGUGUUUGCUGGUCAUCUUCCGACCUCAUACAGUACGCAGAAGUCCUACGAAUACGUACUGUUGAACGCCGCCGUCUUCGCCGCGGACCCAACUCAAUGCGUGGCCAAGGCGACUGAACCUGCGGGAUCUUGGCAAGUUGUUGCUCAUAGUUUGGUAAGAUCGAAGCUAACCAUAUUUUAUCCUGGUUUAGGAUGUAAAGUGCCCUGGAAGCAAUGAAACGUGCGGCUUUCUCGUCAUCAGAUCUGACGUUUAUCAGCAAUAUGUUAUUGUUUUCCGUGGAUCCUACGGUGGGGGAAAUAUCACUGCAACUGAAAUAAAAUUAACUUUUCAGGCUCGCAAAUUGAUGACGAGAUCUUUUCAACUUUUGCACCAAGAAACGAUUUCGGAGGAGGAGAAGUCCAUGAUUACUUUUACAAAGCUUUCCAGGCUACUUGGUUAGUAAUAGGUUUUCGUAUCGUAAUGCAUGUUUUAUUCUAGGCCAUACGUUGAAUCUGCUAUUAAUUCCUCGACCACCUCAGCCUAUGACGUCGUUGUGACUGGCUACUCUCUCGGCGGAGCUCAAGCCGCGUUGACUGCCACUCAGAUCGUCGAAAGUGGAUUAAAAACUGCUGAAAAAGUAGGGCAAUGGUUUAAAAAGUUAACAAAUUAUUAUAGAUUGUCGUCUGGACUUUUGGAGAGCCUAGAGUUGGAAACGCCGCAUUCUCAAAGCAAUUCGACGCCACUUUCAAGACCGUUUACAGAGUGAUCAACAAGGCUGAUUUCAUUCCCCACGUCCCCCCAUGUAUCGCAAAGGGGCUUAAAGAAUGUGUCGCCUCUGAUCUUAGCUACUAUCAUCACAGCACCGAAGUCUGGUAUCCUGAUGGAAUUCAAAACCUUACCAGCACUUAUAGAGUAAGAAGUUAUAUAAUUCACGUUAUCCUCUAUAUUUUUCCCUUUGUAGAUUUCCACCAAACCCGAAGACCCCAAUGGAUCCAACAGCCUCGUCCUUGCCUACCAAUUGAGUGAUCAUCUUGGCUACUUCAACACCAACCUUCAAACUUUUGGAGAGGGAAAUUGCCAGUAA
Messenger RNA from Bursaphelenchus xylophilus (pine wood nematode), 1102 nucleotides. Lineage: Eukaryota; Metazoa; Nematoda; Chromadorea; Rhabditida; Aphelenchoididae. The record is from the annotation of a GenBank genome assembly.